AAGGGAGGAGAGCAUUGACCUACACUGUGCCUGCUGUUUUUCCCUCCUGACCAAAUUUCCCGACCCAGGAGACCUGAAAGUACCAGGCUUUUACUUUCUCCAGCACGGCUAGGAGAUGCCUAAGGAGCAGCAAGAGGUGGGCGCGCUGGGGGGAUCCCAUGGCUCGGCUGCAGUGACAACCACCGUGAUCAACAUGCCCCGAGAGAUCUCGGGGCCUGACCAUGUGGUCUGGUCCCUGUUCAACACGCUCUUCAUGAACUUCUGCUGCCUGGGUUUCAUAGCUUAUGCCUACUCGGUGAAGUCUAGGGACAGGAAGAUGGUGGGUGACAUGUCUGGGGCCAAGGCCUAUGCCUCCACUGCCAAGUGCCUGAACAUCUGUGCCCUGGCCUUCACCAUCAUCCUGGCCGUCAUCGUCAUCAUCAUCUAUGCCACGAAACAGAACUAAUCUUGUAAGAAUUUUCACAGAAGGCCACAGAUUCUGAAGGUUCCUAGUCCUGCUAGGUGCUCUACCUACCACAGCCGACCCUCACCCUGGGCCCAGGGCCCCGACCCCUCACCCCGUCUUGUGUUGCAUCCGGAUUUCACACUCGCUUGUCUGUCGACGGUGGAUUCAAUAAAGUGCAUGUGGUGACA
Molecule: messenger RNA, 633 nt
Organism: Jaculus jaculus (lesser Egyptian jerboa)
Lineage: Eukaryota; Metazoa; Chordata; Mammalia; Rodentia; Dipodidae
Product: interferon-induced transmembrane protein 1-like
Exons: 3
Coding region: 116-445 (109 amino acids)
Biological process (GO): response to interferon-beta; host-mediated suppression of symbiont invasion; response to type II interferon
Cellular component (GO): plasma membrane
Source: RefSeq, a predicted model, not a curated record